AGCUAUUGCUAGCUCAUGCUGCUCAGCUAGCCAGGCGAGGAGGCUUGAUCCGUUGAUACAAGCGGCUGUCCUGCCACGGUGAGACGUUGUCGCUGAGCUGCAAUGGCGGAGGGAUGCGAAGAUCUCUUGGGCCAGGUUCAGAGGAAGGUGGCGUGCAUUCAGGAUGCCAUAGCCAGCAUCGCUGAGAAGCAGGAGCAACUUAACAGCAGCGCCCUUGGGGCCAAAAGCGAGAUCCACGCCGCCCUGUCACGCCAGCUGGAAGCGCUGCGGAACCGGGAGGUCUGGCUGCUGGACCAGGUGGACCUGAUCCUGCGCAUCCAGGACCAACUCCUGCGGGAGCACCUGGCAGGCCUGACACAAGAGCUGGGGGGCCUGCAACGCCUCUUGGAGUUGGCCCAACGCCAAGGAGAGGACAACUCACUGAAUGAAGAGCUGGCCGUUGCAUUAGCCCGACUGGAUCUACUCAACUUGGAGCCUCUGGAAGACACAUCCAUCAACUUCAAAGCUGACAUGGCUAGCCUCAGGAGGGCCAUCCGUGACUUUGGAGAAAUUGAGGCAAAGCGGCCCCGCUGGAGCUACGACUUGGAUGUGGGAAAAUCUCAACAAAAACAUCAGACUACAUCCUACCAGUUUUCUUAUGAGCCUGCUGAUUGGCUUGCCAGGAACACAACCUCCAAUUCCAUUGUUGAUGAAGACGAUUUCGUAAUGGUUGACGAGGACCAAUCAGAGACGGACAUUGACAUCCUGCCCGAUCGGCCGGUGGACACAGAACCCAAGGUGUGGCCUUCCUCGGGGCCCCAGGCAACUUUCAAUUUCAUCAACGAACUCCUGAACUCACCGCUGAGUGACUGGCUGUUAGAUCGAGACCACGCCCAGCGGCAAUUCAAAAUGGACAUGAGCUACUAUAGGGAGACAUCGGAAGAUGCCAAAGCAUGGCUAGUCAAUUACGAACAGAAGAUGGAAGACGAAGAAGAAGAGAAAGUUGAGGGUGUGCCGUCAUGUCCCAAGCCCGCAUGCGCUUGUGUUGCCUCAGAGCAAGGCCCGCAGUUCUACGAAAUCGAGAAUCUUGACGCUCUCCUCUGCAUCCAAGAGGCUGUCCCAUCCACCCCUGCUCCUGACUCGACAGCGUUCAAUAUCCACACUUGGCUGGCGAGUUCCAAGGAGGACACCGGAGGAGAGGAGAACCUGGAUUGGCAGGAGGCGGAAGACAAGAGUAAGUGGUUGAAGAGGGCUCUCCCCAAGGUGGAAGAUGUAUGCCGAGCCAACGAGCCUUGUAAGAGUUUCUCCGAGUGUGUCUGCGACACCAAUUGCUGUCUCGGCCACGCCGAACUGUCGUCCUCGUUGCCGCAGAGCAAGACCUGUAAGAACCGGGGAAAAAAUGGUAGUUUAUCGGGCGAGGGUGAGGUGUCCUGGCUGCUUCCCCAGGGGGAGCAAUCCCAUUGGUUGGCUCGAGGCAAGGAAGUACACACAACGUCCAAUGAUAUGGCUUCUCCCAUUGAUGAUUUCAUAAAGCAGCAAUCAAAGGAUAUGUCCAGUUGGUUAAUGAGUGGGGUCAAGGAAAGAGGUCCUUGUGAGGUGGCACAUGGAUACUUCGAGCACCUUUCUAGUGAGCCGUCUGAUUGGCUCGUGCAGGGGCGGUCAUGCCUUACAACCAAUCCAGCGUCUCCCUUGGAUGGGUAUUUCAAGGAGAGAUCAGAAAGGCAUUCGGAUUGGUUGAUCCAACACAAUGACCCUCCUCAAAACCUUGAUCUUGGUUCUGAUUUCUAUGCAAUCCCAACCUCUAGCAUUUCCAAUUGGCUGCACCGUGAGAGCAUAGAUCACAGCAAAACUCCGUACUCCACGCCGGCCUUCGAAAUUUUUGUUCACUCCCAGUCAGACAAGACCUCUAAUUGGCUAUCUAAGCAAAGCGACUCAAGCAUAACCUCAACCAAUUACCAGUGUCCUUUCCAGUGCCCCUUGACAGCCUAUUUUGCCCAAAGGUCAGAGGAGAUAUCUGAUUGGUUGAUCAAAGUUGACCAGAAAACCAAACUCCCCCAGAUUUCAGAUGAAGAUUACAAAUGGCUUGCUGUGCAGAACCGUGAAAAGGAAUCCGUUGACGUAGCUCCAUCCCCAUUGGUGGAGCUCUCCAAAAAAUCAAACAGCUUUGAUAAGUACUCAGAUUGGUUGCGAAAAAGUCCUCUAACGCACCUAGAAAAAGAGAGCUCAGACUCGAUGUUUGAAAUCUCAGAAAAGUUGUGGCUCGUUGCCACGACAAGUCAGGACAACAGAGAGUGUGGGGAAGAAAUGUCCGAAUGGCUCUCUCGCUGCUCACUCUCUACAACAGAGGUUGAGAGUCAGACCAAAGGGAACUUCACAUCAUCGGUUUCCUCCACCCCAGGGGUCGGAGACCCAGCCUCCGGUCCCAGCACAGUGUUCCCGUGCUUUGAUGAAAAAUCAGACACUGAGAAAUGGCUGGUCAUUUGAGUUAAGAGAUUAGACGCCAUGCAGAUUUCAAUGUGUGAUUUCGUGACAUCGUUUAUUAGAAAUUUUCCAUUCCUAAACAGGGACAGUCCCUGUCACCCUGUCACAGCAAGUAAGAAAUACAUUAAAAAAAUUCAAGCAAGGGUAUUUCACCAAGGCAUAUGUGACCAAUGACUUGCAACCCAUAACCUUUUGCCAACCCAUGUCUCAACCUUGAUCCCACCACAGUGAACCCAAACUUCACCAGAGAUUGUUGAAGAAGCUAGGUUGUUUUCCCCCCUCAUAAACAACUGAAUCCAAAUUUUUUAUUUGGUAAAACUUUGAUACAGUUUCAGAGUGACACUUUAAGCAGUUAUAUCAGAUCGUAGAUCACCUAAAAAUAUCAAAUUAAAGCAUACUAGUAUUUAUGUUGAAUUCACUGUGUUUGAAAGUGUGUGUGAAAUUUGAUAACAUUGGAUCAGGGAAUGCAGUACAUUUAACCCAAACUGAAAUACUUUGAAUCAGAUGGUGCAGCAUUCAAUCUACAACUUUCUGUCUUUUAGAGGUGAAAAAGCCAAACCGAUCGUAGCACGAGGUUGCGUACUGUGUAGGCCGUGUCUGAAAUGACAUGGCUACGGCUUGAAAUAAUACACAAGUCUGUGGCAGUAGCCACAACCUCUUGCCAUAGAGCCCCGUGUAAUUUCAAGUCACAGCCAAGUGAUUCGGACUCUGCCUUAUACAGUGUGUCUGCGCUACGCACGGCCCUCUUGCUCAAAGGCCAGUUGGACUAACAGCAUUCAAGCAAACAUAAUCUAGAUCUUGUAUAAACGCAUUGGGAUCUCUCUUUUGAAUGUGGCCCGCUAGGUCUGAAUGCGUACCUCAGACUAGUGUACUUUUUCCCCAUUUUGCUUUUUCUCACUUUCCAGCACAGCGUCUUUUGUAGGCAUUGCAAAAGGCCAGAGCACGCCAUAAACCUGGCUGGUUUUUAGAAAGAUGUUCUUGUAUCCACGCUGCAUUUUUCUCUCGAAGUCAAAUUCAUAAUGAAGCUGAUUGAUAAUAAUUGAAAAGCACAAACAAAACUGAUAGAGACACAAAAUGCAAUCAUACCUUAAUCCGUUUAUUAGAAUAUUUCUGGUACUUGUACGUACAAAAAAUUCCACAUCGAACCUAGAGCUUUGCACCCUAGCUGAUGGAAGUCUUGUGCUGUUUAGCGUUGCAUCCGGUAAACCUUUGCUCGUAUUUCCGUGGUUGAAACCUUGAUUAAGAUCCAUAACAUGCACAGAAAUGUUGCUUUGCCCUUUGCUGUAGAUAGUGUUGGAGUUGCCUCACCGGAUGAGGCUGUUUUAUGAUUUUGUCUCUCGAAAACACAGAUUUGGCUUAAAUAUUUGAAAUUCAUUAACGUCAUUGAGCUAAAUACUUUGUAGUAAUUGAGAAAUUAUAAAUUGUCCCUGCCAACUGCCCUUGUGUUAUCUCAUAAGAUCCUUUACUUCCUGUUGAUUUGGUUUCAUUUCUCUUCUGUUAUUUUUCCAAUUAAAUGUAGACAUUGUAACAAUUUUAUGUAUGUAUAAAUUAUUCGAAAGUAUGAAUUAGUAUUACUGAAAAGAAUUUAUGUACAACAGGGAUAGCAGUGUGAGAAAAGGACACCAUUUGUUCGCUAUUUUGGGUUGGUAAAAACAAGCAGACACGAAUAUCAACUGCGGCUCAAUUCCUCCACUGCGAGUUGAAAUACAUGUUGUAUUUUCCAAUCUUGCUUUGCAAAGGGUCGGAGAUGACCUGUUACUGGCGUAAAAUUGAAGGUCCGAAGAACCGCGAGAUGGUUGGUUUUUCCCUCAGCCUUCCUUGGAAAUUCAGAUAUUUCUACAGCUGUCUUACCACAGGCAAUGCAUGCGAAAAAUAAGCCGCCUUGAAUAAACCAAGGAACUCCGUAGUAGCUAGCUGCAUACAGCCAUCCUAAUGAGAUUGGACGACUUCUAAUUGUUUUGAGCGUUAAAGCAAGGAACGUUUUUAAACACUGCAACCAACUUUAUCUUGCGCCCGAAAUAUCUCUUCUGAAAAAAGAUGCUUGUCUUCGAGGUUAUGGCAAUGAAAAUGUUAGUGUGAUUUUGUUUUUGGGUAAUAAUUUAUGCAUUUGUAGUGAUUAUCAAAAGGCCAUGUAUGAUUAUAAGAGUUGGGUAUGUAACGUGAGUUUUGGUAAUGCAGGAACACUUGAAUUUAACCGGUGAAAGUUAAACUUCAAAUACAUGUACAUGUAUUAGGGAAUUGAGAGGGGUUUGUCCGAUUAUAUUGUUGAUAAUUUCAAGAUUUUUUUUUUUUGUAAAAUAUGAGUACGUACAGUUUCAAUCCGUUUCUGACAGUAAGGGCUGUAUAAUGUAUGCUUUUUCCGGAAGAAUAAAAAUCCAUGUUUGAUUGGAUGUAACAUUUGAAACUAGA
This is a messenger RNA of Acanthaster planci (crown-of-thorns starfish), 4869 nucleotides long. RefSeq names its product nuclear receptor coactivator 4-like. Gene Ontology annotation, molecular function: transcription coactivator activity. The record is from RefSeq and is a predicted model, not a curated record. Lineage: Eukaryota; Metazoa; Echinodermata; Asteroidea; Valvatida; Acanthasteridae. Gene Ontology annotation, biological process: intracellular iron ion homeostasis; response to hormone.